Molecule: messenger RNA, 3309 nt
Organism: Aphanomyces invadans
Lineage: Eukaryota; Oomycota; Saprolegniomycetes; Saprolegniales; Verrucalvaceae
Exons: 11
Coding region: 1-2907 (968 amino acids)
Biological process (GO): protein processing
Molecular function (GO): metal ion binding
Source: RefSeq, a predicted model, not a curated record
AUGUGGCGCGCCAUCAAACACCGGCCCGCAGCGGCGACGACGUUGAAGGCGACAUUUCGGCGCCGCUUUCUGUCAACACCGCCAUCCUCGCUAGCAGCACCAUCGACCCAACGAUACGAAGUUGGAUCGGUGAUCCACGGGUUUGAAGUACUCAAGAAGCAACUUGUCCCAGAGUACUCGGUGACCGCGGUGCAACUCCAGCAUGUUGCGACGAAAGCAGAGUACCUCCACAUCGACACUGUGGAUUCAAACAAUGUCUUCAGUAUCAACUUUCGGACGCCGCCAUACUCGUCGAACGGCAUUGCACACAUUCUGGAACACCUUGUGCUAUGCGGCUCGAAGCGCUACCCGGUGCGUGACCCGUUCUUCAACAUGCUCAAGCGCAGUUUAAACAACUUCAUGAACGCGAUGACUGCCAACGAUCACACGAUGUAUCCGUUUGCGACGACAAAUGCCAAGGACUUUGAGAACCUCCUGGGCGUGUACUUGGACGCUGUCUUCUUCCCGACGUUGCACCCGUUGGAUUUCUCCCAGGAAGGCCAUCGCGUCGAGUGGAGUGAUGAUAAUUCGACGCUCCAGUUCAAAGGGGUUGUGCUGAACGAGAUGAAAGGGGUCAUGUCCGACAGCCAGAACCUUUUUUCGACGCGGUUGCAACAAGAUCUCAUGCAAGGCACAAUCUACCAGCACCUGAGCGGCGGCGAUCCUUCCACCGACUUGACAUCGCUCACGUACGACGAGUUGGUCGCGUUCCACCGGUCCAAGUACCAUCCGUCCAACUGCUUGUUUUACUCGUACGGGAACUUUGCGCUGGAGGACCACUUGGAAACGAUCGACAAGACGGUGCUGUCCCAGUUCGACGCAUCGGACUCUGUCCCGCCGGUAAUAAUUAGUCCACUCCCUGAGGGCGUCGCGCCGACCUCUUCUGAGCGCCACAUCACCGGUCCCGAUGACGGAGUUAGCCCCACGGCCGCGUCCCAAACCAAGUGGUGCCGCGCCCACAUUGUGCCUGGCUUGCUCAGCACAGACUCGUUCGAGUGCUUUGUGCUUCGGCUCCUGUCGUACUUGCUCUUAAACGGCCCGUCGGCGCCACUCUACCAAGCACUCAUCACGUCCGAGCUGGCCGUCGACUUUGCCGCCGGCACGGGCUUGGACACGUCGACUCUGAACCCGUCGUUUGGGGUGGGAGUCGAAGGCUUUGAUGACCUCGACACGAUCAAGGCCACGAUCGACGCAACGUUGAAGGACGUUGUGCGAGAUGGAUUUGACCAAGCUCGAAUCGACGCUGUCUUGCAUCAAAUCGAGUUGAGCCAGAAGCACAUUGUCGGUCGUUUUGGCAUGUCCCUGUUGCGCGCCGUGACGAGCACUUGGUGUCACCGUGGCGACUACCUGGACAACCUGUCGAUCAACCCAGUGUUGGAUCGAUUUCACAACGAAAUGGCGGCCAACCCACGAUACCUUCAAGACAUGCUGGACAAGUACAUUGUGCAGCCUCACUUGGCCACGAGCGUCGCGCUCCUCAUGACCCCGUCCACGUCGUUCGUGUCGGAGCAAGAAGCCAAAGAGCGUCGUACAUUGGACGAGAUGGCUGCCAACUUGUCGGACGACGACAAAAACGCCAUCGCGUCCCAAGCAAAGGUGUUGGCAGAACAUCAACAGCAAGUGCCCAACGUCGACUGCCUCCCGACCUUGACGGUGCAAGACAUUCCGCGCUUGCAGCCGCGGCUGGACGUAUCAACGUCAGCGGACACUGGCGCGCAGUUUGUGCCGCAAACGACCAACGAAAUCACGUACAUUCGCAUGAAGUUUGACACGGCAGACGUCCCAUCCGACCUCCGCUGGUUCCUCCCGUUGUUUUCAGCGAUGCUGGGGCAACUCGGGACGUCCAAACACGCAUUCUACGACAUUGGCACAGUGUUGCAGACCGUCAGUGGCGGCGUCAGCUGUAGUCACUUGAUCCUGCCGGACACGCAUGACAUCGACGCGCAUGCCGAGUCGCUUGUCGUGGAAUCGCUGUGUCUACCGCACCAUAUCUCGUCGACGCUGUCGUUGCUCGAGCAACUCUUCUCGGACACGCAAUACACGUCGCCGGACAACUUGCAGCAGAUCAAAUCGCUUCUUGUGAGUGCGUCGGCGUCGGCGAAUGCCAGCAUCGCGUCCAGCGGCCAUGCCUUGGCUGGGUACCGCGCUCAAUUGGGAAUGACGUCCCACGCCGUGUUGUCCGAACGAGCCCGUGGAUUGACAUCGAUGGACGCGCUGCAGCGUUGGGUCGAUGCCGUCGAAGCGGACCCGGCGGCGUUGGAAGCGCUCGCGUCGAUCUUUCGCCACCUGGCCGGAAUUUGCUUUCGCCGACACCGCAUGCAACUCAGUGUUGUGACGGAGCCGUCCUUGAUCAACCAAGUCGACACCCACCUGGCCAACAUGACGUGGCAACUUUCUUCAGACGCACAUUUCAAGCUCGACGACGUCGUCGCGGCGUUGGGACUGCCCACCGGCCCGGACGCUGCCGUCGUACCAGACAAGGCCUUCUUUGGAUACCCCAUCGCGGUCAACUUUAACGUGCUGUCGUUUGCAAGCGUUCCGUUGUUUCAUGCGGACCACGCGCCACUGUCGGUCUUGGGCCAAGUGCUGUCGUCGUGCCACUUGCAUCAGCACGUCCGGGAGCGGGGCGGGGCAUACGGCUGCAGCGCUGCUCAGGUAUGUAUCGACUCGAUUUUCGGCAUUCGUCUGGGUGGAUGCAGUUUGAAAUCCGCGUCGCAUUCGCGGGCAUGUUCUAUGCCGACCAUGACGCACACGGCCCGCACGUGUUGGUCGAGUGAAAAUCUUUUCAGUCGAUUGCAAUCCGUGCCGUUGAAAUUCAACGAGGGCUUCGGCAUCGUGUGUGGCGAGGCGAGGGAGUGUUUACGAUGAGUUCGUACUUUGACCCGCACACGACCCAAACGUUUGAAGCGUACGAAGACGCGGUGCGGUACGCUGUCGACGGCAAGUUUACCGACGCGGACGUGAACCAAGCGCUGCUCGCGACGUUUUCGGGCAUCGAUGCGCCGCAGGCCCCGUCUGCCAAGGGCAAAGGACUCUUUACGAGGGGCUUUACGUACGACAUGCUGCAAGUGCGUCGGUCGCAACUGCUCCAAGUCACCCGCGCGGAUCUCAUGCGCGUCGCAGCGACGCAUUUGGCCAACGAGACGGUCGUGCGGCGCGCUGUGGUUGUCGGCAAGGAAGAAGGCCGCGAUGACCUCGAACGCCGCGGGUUUCAAUAGAUGCCAUGCACGAAAGACUUCGGACGAAAAUUCAAGCUCGUCGUUCUCGUUG